AUCAUCCUUUGCGUUUGUUCUUAGAGAUGGCGACGUGGAGCGACGUUGAGCUCCUUGUCAACGAAGAUACAAACUCCGCGCGGCUGUACGGUGUGUCGACAGAGGAAAGUGGAAGCGGAUUGUAUCAGGUGGACACACUGGUCAAAAUCUCCUCUGCCGAUGAGGUGCCAGCAGAUCCCCGGCUUUUGUCUUUUGGUGGUUUAAACUGGAGCAUUGUGGUUGUUGACAAGACGGUGAUCCUGUUUGAUCAGAGUUAUCAGACCGUCUUGCUACUUUUUCACUUUGGAACUGACGUGGACGCCAUCGACGUUUGCCUUGGUGGGACAUUUUUGGUGGUCUGUGAAAGAAAUGGGAACCUUCAUUUGAUCUAUGUUCCACAAAAAAGAAUCCUCUUUACAAGGACUUUGGUUGACAAACCCUCGAGUAAUGAUGAGAAAACCUACCGUUCCAUCAUCAUAAGUGAGGACAAGUCAUCCGUCGGGAUGUACCAUGUCUUUCUACUCAUAAAGGACGGCUUUUUCCACAUUUCAAACCUCACUUUGACAAAGAUCCAGACAGCAUGUGAAAAUAUGGAUGUGGGAGCUUUUAAAGAGCUCCAGAGUCUCAUCAAGGUGGACUUUAUCUCCACUGAGGAUUACCAUGAUGAGGGUUGCAGUACAGCAGUGAUUUUCAGUCUUGGCCAUGAACUCAACCUAUUGAUUGGGGGGGGCAAAGAUAUUGUUGUGACUCGCUGGAAGAUGGAUCCUCUUGAAGGAAAAAUGUGUUUUUCUCAGUCCAUCGACAACAGCUUGAUUCCUGGUGUGAGAAAGAUGGUGGUUGUGGAAAAUCUGUUGUAUAUUUUGGACUCUGAGGAUGUUCUGAGCGUCUGGUACCUGCAUUUUCUCGUCAUGAUUCACUCCUGGCCAGAUCUAUCCUUCCAUGACUUUGAACUAACCACUGAGUGUGGCUCUGCCUCUAUUCAAGACCAGAGCAAUAUGAAGAUAAUUACUCUGACGAAGCAAAAGAGCGGUCAGAUCAACUCCCUUCAAAUCAGAUGUCUGCCCUCCAUGAGUGUUUGCUACUCUCUUGACAUCUCCUCAGUCUCCUGCCUCGUCCAGAUGAAAACAAAUAUGGAUGCAAUUUAUUUGGUCGAGGCGAUUAGUGAGAACCCAGAAAGCCAAGGAGAGCCUGUAGCAACUGUUGUUGUGCGAUGUUUCACUGAGGCUUUACCUGAGAACAGGCUGAGUCGGCUGUUAUACAAGCACAUGUUUGAGGAGGCUGAAAAGUUUGCCAUCGCGUUUGAACUCGAUCUAGAGCUUGUUUACAAGGUGAAGCUUGACUUUGUGCUGGAGCAGCUGGCCUCUGCCUCAGUGGGUGGAUAUGGACCAGACGUCUGGUCUGAGCUCAUAGAGGAGGCCAAGACAAACCUGGUGAAAAUUGCGGAUGAGCAGUACGUGGUGGACUAUUGCCUGAAGGCUCCCUGGCCGACCUUUGAGACCGCAGAGAAGAUGCUAAACCACGCUGCCUCGCGCUACUCCUGCUUACAGGUCCACGAGGCCUUGGCCCGGCUUGCCACAUUCUGUAGCCUCCAUGGCUCGGAAAAUUUCAACGGGAUUGCCUGGAUCGAGUUUCUAAACUGCACCGACAAUCUUGGAGAAGUUUUGACCCACUUAAGAGAGGGAGACAUGAGGGGUGCACAGCUUCUUUGGAUGAGAUACGAGGGACAGAUCGCCCUAGAGUUUGAUGAGAAGUGUCUUGAAGCAGUUCUAAGUGCCAUCCCAGAGGACCUGCCGUCCCAAAACCUCUGUCCUUGGUUUAGGACAGUCUUUGUCCCUUUUGUGAGGAGAGUCUUUCCAAGAGGACAGAGAAUUUUGGCUAAAUGGCUGGAGCACAAAGCAAGAAAUUUGGAGUUUACUGAAAAGGGUUCUUGGCCUCAGAAUGGGCUGAAUUUGGCCAUGCUUGGACUUCCCUCUUUAUGGACCUGGAUUAAAUCUGUUGAUGAUAAUGAUGGUGCAAAUGAAUUGGAGAGCCUGAAGUCUCUUGUGUCCAACCUGCGUCAACUGCUGGACCUUCAUCAGAAAUAUAACUGCAGACUGCCGCUCUCAGUCUUUGAAAAGGGAAGUGAGCUGAGUGUGGCUUUCUUUUUGCUGGACAAAGUUCCAGCUCCGGAGUUGAUCGCAGCCACAGUGGAAAACAGCGUUCGGCCGUACGCAGAGGAGUACAAGCUUCCAUUAGAUGAACUGCUGCUGCAAUACAUCAAGGAUCUGUUGGAGCGCUGCAUUUCUCAGACCAUGAGCCUUUUCAUUGAAGCCAAAGCGGUGGCUGUGAUCGGCUGCAUGACUGACACUGAUCUGAAGGUGGAUGCUGUUCUAGAGAUCAUGCAGAAAGCUGUGGUGUCCUGGAGCAAUGUGGUGGAAAAACUUGUGCAGGAAUACCUGGAGAUGGAUGGACCAAAACAGGAGCUUUUGAAGGAGAGCUACCACCUGAUGGAGAUCAGGAAACUUCUUAGGGGCUACGGCAUUCACAACUUCAACCUCUCUAACAGCACUCAGGUUAUGUCACUCAUUCGAUACAUCCUGAAUCAAGACUUACCGAUGUCUUUAGAGGACUCUCUGACAUUAGCAGAGGCUUACAAUCUACCAACAGCACAAAUCAAUUAUCUAUACCUCAUCCAGUUGAUCAACCAUGGCAGGACUGAGGAGGUCUUGACCGUCCUGAAGAAGCUGUCCUCUGAAGAGGCGGUGUGUGUGAUAGAGCGUCUCACAUCGUGGGCUCGGCUGCAGCUGGAGGACAAAGUCCACAUAUCUGAUGAGCACAAGAAGCACCAGAUGACUGUAGCUCAGGUGAUAGUGGAGGCUCUAAAACACCUGCAUUUAAUCCUUAAACAUGAUGCUCUUAAAAGCAUGGAGUGUGAGUACAACCUCAUCAUGUUUAAGGCGAUCGCCCACCUACAGGAAGAUUUUGAUGUUUUCUUCACCCCCUCCAACUAUGAAGAUCCAAACAUCAGAAAGCAAAUCCAAGAGCAUCACAUCACAGCAUAUGAAAAUACUCGAGCUCGCCAUUCCUCAAGAGGGAAGGCUUCCUCAGCUCCAAUUGUGGCAAAUGACCCAGAUGGGAAGACAAAGACUAUCUCCACAGAAGCUGGCUUACGCCGGCUUGGAAGGCAGCUGCAGCGCACUGAGCAGGAGCUGUGGUCUGACCUGGGCCUUCGAGCUCUGAGAGUGGGGAAGGUGGAAAAGGCCCUGAAAAUCCUCAGUGAGCUGUACGAGUACCACUACAACAGCAAUACAGGGAAAGUUCUUUUCACCGCUGCCAGGACUUUGUGUCAGAUGCUGCAGGCAAAUGUUCCCAUGGUGAUUCCUGAAGGCAUGGAUUUACCUGCAGUCAUCCACGAUCUGGCCUGCCAGGCCAUCACUUUGUGCAACUCUGAUCUACUUUUGGACUGCCUGGAGCUUUGUAAGUGCACACGGAUCGCCAUGGAUGUAUAUCACCAGUGCCAGUUAUCUGACGAUUAUGGCUUCCUAGCAAAGGAGUCUAGUUUGGAGGCAGAAAAAGAUGCCUACUCUCAGUGUAGCUUUCAGGAUGUUUUCAACGAAGAUUGCAUAGUUUUGGAUCCAAUGGCAGUUCUUCCUGUGCAGUAUGAAAUCACCAAUUGCCUGUUGCCUAUUCCCCAAGACACUAAACUGUUUCCGCUGGACUGUUCCUGUCUGUCCCAUUGCUCAUUUGUGGAUGGUUCAAACCACCUGCAAACCCUCCAAGAACCCCUGACCAGCAUGCUGCAGAUGCUGCAAGAGUGCAGUCAGCUGGAGUUGACCCUCAGAGUGCUGGUCAAUUCUUAUGGCAGCUGCCUGAAGCAUGUCACCUCCAAUAUUAUGGACACAAAGCUGAGCGUUCAGCUUUUUGACAGCAAAGAGCUCAUGAAGUACAACAUGUGCCUGUCUGGUGUCAGAAAAGCAACACUAUCCACUCUGAAUGCUGUAGCUGUGGGCCUUUUAAAUAAAGUAUUCAGCUGGAGAGUGGUGGAUUGUGACUUUGCGAUUGGUCUGUGUACACUCCUACCCAAUGCAGAAGUCUUCAAAAUAUUGUGGAAAAUUAUAGACAACACCUGGCAAAACUAUGACAAAAUUCUGGCGGUGGCGAGGAUUGGUGCCAAUCUUUGCAGUUUAUAUACUGAGCCAGAGCAGCAGAAGAAGUUUCUGUCUGUCAUCACAGAUGCAGAAUGGGGAGUCAAGCUUGGAAAAUUAGAGAUCUCCAUCCAGCCAGUGUUUCGUCAGCGUCCGGAGGUGAAGAGCUGUCUGAUACCUGAAAUGGUGAAGAACAAGAUGAUAACCCUUGAAAUUAUUCUCCAGUAUUGCAGUACAUUUGGUCUGAACCGUGAUAGCGUGAUCAACCAGUACAUUACAAAACUGCUGCUACUCCAAGAAGAUGAGGACAGCAGCGGGGUCACUGGCUCAGGCCCGCAGGAUGACGGGCAGACUCUCUGUAAUGAGGAAGUUUUGGAACGAGUGCUACAGAUUAUCCCCAUGUUGACAAGCCCAAGUGAGCUCGUCGACAGUCUGUGCACUGCCAUGUUUAAGCUCAGUCCUUACAACUACGAGCGGAUUGAAGUGGUGCUAAAGAUCAUAAAGGCAGCGGAUGAGAACGUUACCGCCUUCUCCCUCAGUCAGGCAAUGGGCUUGCUUCAGCACCUGAAGUCCUACAAGAGAGUCUCUCCUCCCUCGGAUGUGGAGAACACUUAUCUUCUGGAAAAUGGUCUUCUGCCAAACCCCUUGUCCAACAGCAGGCUGCCUUUCCAUCUCCUCAUUGAGACCAAACAUUUCUGGAAAAUAAUCUCUCCUGAGCUGAGCGAAGAGACAUUCCCCACACUUCUUCUGAUUAGCAAACUGAUGAAAGUGAGCCUCGACAAGCUUCAUAUGUCAGCAGCGAACCACGUGUUUGAGAAGAAGUUGAGGCCGUUAAUCUUGAAGCAAAGGAAAAAGGGUCAAGGGUACAGUCACAGUAAGGAGGCGUUAAAGGUGGCUGUGAACAUGAUGAAGUACAUUCAAUGCAUCCAGAACCUGGAGUGGGCUACAGCCACAGCCCAUAAGAUAACACAGGAACUUCCACCAGGCUUAGAGAAGAUUCGCUCUCUUCGGUUCUGUUUGGAUCUUGGAGAGCUUUGGCUUAAAGAUCCAACUCUUGAGGAGGCUUCAAGAGCCCGAGGGGAGAGCUUCCUGUCUAAACUGAAGCUGCAGUUUCAGCGCUCUGCCACGGAGAAUACUCUGAUAAGCAGUAAGCUGAGCAGCCCGGAGCUCAUGAAGCUGACCGGGCUGCCCGCCAGGCUCAUCAUGGCCCUGUAUGAGCACAGCAGCGUGGAGCAGCGAUACAGAGAUGCAGAAGGUCACACGUUUCCUGACAUACAUGCUGCUGUGAGGGAAAUAGCCAAAAUCAACAAUGUGGAUCUUGUGAAAAUCCGCACCAUGCUGUUAGAAAAAUGGAUCUGCAAAACAGGUCCAGCUGUAACCAAGGAAAUGGGAAAUCAGGACUGUGUCACCAACAUUGAGGAGGAUCCAGACUUAAUGAGGGUGGUCUACAUCCUGAAGUCUCACUCUGUAGAUGAUGCCAUCCGCCUUCUGAUCCCCAUUCUUUCUGCUGAAACCUGGCCGCUCAGCUCAUCAGGACCUCGCCUGACUUUCUGCCACCGAACACGAGUGCUGCUUUGUCUCAUCCGCCUUGCUGACGCCGCGACUGUGGAGGCUCAGCUGCAGAUCCCAAGGAGCAAACACGAAUACUAUCUGAAGUCCUACAUCUUUGUGUCUCAACUUGAGGCAUUGAAUAUCCCCUACACCGUACAGGCCUUCAUCAGCAGUCCCAAAGAGGGCUUGAUUAAAGGACUGUGGAAGAACCACAGUCAUGAGCCGCAGGCUGUGCGUCUGGUAGCUGACCUUUGUCUGGAGUACCAGGUCUAUGAUCCUCAGCUGUGGAAUAGUCUGCUUCAAAAGCUGCUGGGUUUCAACCUGAUCAGCCAACUCCAGAAGGUGCUAGAAGCAGCUGUGGCAGUACCAACUUUAUGGGAGAUCUCCAGUUUCUCCAGGACUUGGAGGAGUGCGAUUCUGACACCUUUUGUCUCAGCAUCGGUUCCUUUGAGCCCGGACCAACAAGCUAUGCUCUACAGGUCUUUUGUUCUGCUGUUGAAGUGUCCCUUCCUGCUGAAUCUGGACCUGAUGGGAAUUGCAAAUCGCUUUGUUCAGUUUAAUCUUCCUGCCUUUGCUUUGGGAACCCUGCUUCUCAUCACCUGUCCGACUAAAAAGGCACAGCAGAUCCAGGACUUUCUGUCCAUGUGCAACCCGGUGGCUGUCCUGGAGCAGGUGGAUGAAUUUAUGAGCACUGGUGAAUUGGCAGGAAUGCCUUCACAGAUCAGAGAGACUGUAUUCAAAUUCAUCAACCAAAACGGACAGCACCAGAAACUGUUGAAAACAAAACACUUCGACCGCCUGAAGCAGCUGGUUGUAUCCAGUGGUAAACCCGAGCAGGUGAAGGAGUUGGUGGACUGUCUGAUCAGCCAGAACUGUCAGGAUGAUGCUGAUUCGCUCACUCGUGAAUACCUGAAGCACAGAGAGCAGCAACGCGGGAAAACGCUGCCUAACGGCUCGCAUUCAGAGGGCUGCCUGAAGGAGUUUGUCAACAUGACGAAUGGCGUAUGUGGAUAAAGCAUCAUUGUUUUUAAUGUUAUAUUUAUACAUUCUGUCUCUGCCUUCACUCAACUGAGACGCAGUAUUUGCACUCAACCUGUGUUCUAUAUAUUGUUCAUUUAAUGUAGAAUAAACUCUUCUUUCUUGAAAAUUUC
Molecule: messenger RNA, 6805 nt
Organism: Cyprinodon tularosa
Lineage: Eukaryota; Metazoa; Chordata; Actinopteri; Cyprinodontiformes; Cyprinodontidae
Gene: kntc1
Product: kinetochore associated 1
Exons: 62
Coding region: 27-6668 (2213 amino acids)
Biological process (GO): protein localization to kinetochore involved in kinetochore assembly; mitotic sister chromatid segregation; mitotic spindle assembly checkpoint signaling
Cellular component (GO): cytoplasm; kinetochore microtubule; RZZ complex
Molecular function (GO): small GTPase binding
Source: RefSeq, a predicted model, not a curated record